Molecule: messenger RNA, 1098 nt
Organism: Penicillium canariense
Lineage: Eukaryota; Fungi; Ascomycota; Eurotiomycetes; Eurotiales; Aspergillaceae
Product: Short-chain dehydrogenase/reductase SDR
Exons: 3
Coding region: 1-1098 (365 amino acids)
Cellular component (GO): cytoplasm
Molecular function (GO): oxidoreductase activity, acting on the CH-OH group of donors, NAD or NADP as acceptor
Source: RefSeq, a predicted model, not a curated record
AUGUCGCAGUACGUUCCCCAGUUUUCUUCCGAAUCCCUCGAGGACAAGGUGAUUCUCAUUACUGGAGGUGCCAAUGGCAUUGGCGCCAGUCUAGUGCAACAAUGCCUUGAAAGCGGCGCGAACGUGUGCUUUGGUGACCUGGACAACAUUACCGGCGAGCGUCUGCUGAAGAAAUGCACCGAGGAGCACAAGCCCACCGAAGCCCGUCAUCUUCCACGGGCAAUCUUCCAGACUACCGACGUAACCAACUAUCAAUCGGUGCUGGCCCUAUUUGAUCUGGCUUUCAAAACAUACAAGCGGAUCGAUCACGUUGUCUCUGCAGCUGGCAUCGUAGAGAUCGGCAAUUCGUUUGAUUUCGGACUCACCCUGCAGACAGUCCGCCAGACUCCCACCCACAAAGUCCUCGACGUCAAUCUCCUCGGUUCUAUGUACGUCUCUCGCAUUGCCUCUGUCUAUCUGCGUCACAACCGCGGCCCUGGCGCCGACCGCUCCAUCUUGCUUUUCUCCUCGGUCUCUGGUUUCAAGGAGAGCCCAUCCCUCUUUAUCUAUCAGGCCUCCAAGCAUGGCGUGAUUGGCCUGAUGCGAUCCUUGCGCAACUACAUCUCUUCCCCGGAUAAGCACUAUCUCCGUAUCAACACCAUCUGCCCCUGGAUGACUGAGACCGAAACUAUGAGGAAGAUCGAACAGCAAUGGAAGCAAGCCAGCCUGCCGACCAACACCGUUCGUGAGGUCUCACAUGUAGCUACUGGUAUCUUGGCGGAUCAGUCUCUGAAUGGCACGUCCAUGUUUGUCGAGGGUGGGCGCGCCUGGGAAAUUGAGGGCAACAUUGAGCGCCUGGAAGCCCAAUGGCUUGGCGAAGCCCCCUCGAAGGCUCUUGCAGCCGGUCAGGAACUACUGGAUGAUGGUGCGAUCUGGACCGCGGCUCCUCGUAAAAGGAGCAGCAUCUCGAACGGCAUCCCCCCUGGCGUUCCUCUCGAGAAGCUCCAAGGUAUCCAGCUGAAUGAAACCGAGAAGAAAGCUGCCAGCGGUCUCGCCAACGGCCACACACACGGGUUUACAAAUGGAACCAUCAAUGUCAUCACGAAUGGUGUGCACUAG